AUGCGGCGAGUUCCGGAGGUGAGAACUGCAGAACUCACAGAUUUGGCCAACGUCUUCCACGAUUUUCCACCAAGCUUGCCAGACGUUUGGCAGAUCCUCUUGGACUUUGGCUUCAGCAUCGAUGUUCGGGAUGAAGAGGGACGUACAGCACUGCACCAUGUGGUGGGAAUGGUGGUGGACGACUACCAUGAAUGCACCUCUGGUGAUAUGAUUUUGCAAUACAGACUGCGAGCAGCCCAAGUUCUCAUUGAACACGGCGCUUCGGUCUAUGCUCGUGACAACGACCAGCGCACUCCGCUUCAGCUUGCUAGUUCAUCACCUGAGAUGAAGCGGUUGCUUUUGUCCGCAGCUGCACCAAAACCCACAAGCUCUGUUUGUUCAGUGUCUUGA
This is a messenger RNA of Durusdinium trenchii, 390 nucleotides long. Lineage: Eukaryota; Dinophyceae; Suessiales; Symbiodiniaceae. The record is from the annotation of a GenBank genome assembly.